Molecule: messenger RNA, 4298 nt
Organism: Carassius gibelio (silver crucian carp)
Lineage: Eukaryota; Metazoa; Chordata; Actinopteri; Cypriniformes; Cyprinidae
Product: neuropilin and tolloid-like protein 1
Exons: 11
Coding region: 1149-2765 (538 amino acids)
Molecular function (GO): protein binding
Source: RefSeq, a predicted model, not a curated record
CCAAACGUGUAAAACAAACUCAUGUUAACAAUUAACACUGCACACAAUGAAAAUAGGAAAUAGGCAAGAAAACAGCGCGCUGUUUUCUCCAUAUUUAGAUGGCAUCAAGUUUAUUGAUGAAUGAACUUAACAUUUUUAAAGCUAGAUAAACGGUGAUUUUUCCUGAAAGUGGCUAGCUGGCUCAAACGAGCCUCGUAAAUCCUCGAAUGAAUUGUCUGCAUGCUCCGCUACUUCACUCAAAUUGUCCGCAAGCUGCAGAUGUUCUUCGCCACCCAGCACUGCAGGUGCAGUUAAUGCCGGAGAUGCUGAUAGUAGUUCUGGCUAGAUAUCCAUAUUUAUGCUUGUUUCUUUUCCUCACAUAGAGUUUUUUUUUUCUGCUUACCUCCCAGAUUUCGCUCUAGUGCUGCCGCGUGAGGUGUUGGAUUCAUUGGAUCCCGCAGUCUGACCGGGCUGUGCGGUGCGUCUCCAAGAGCAUCAUCAAAAAUAUCUUUAGUGGAUAUAUAUGACGAACAGUUCCGUGUGAUGCCGCAUCAUGUUGACAUAACUCUGCUGAAGAACUGAAAUUAAUGAAAUGACCGCAGAGGAACGAUGAUAUGACUUAACUCUUUGAUGUGAAGGGAAGCAGGAAAGGGUUUUAUAGCUGCAUAUACCGCCGAGGAAACGGGAACGAGGCUUUAAACACGUUUCUUGUCGCUGAGUUUCUUGCUGAAGUUGGCUUUUCUCAACAGUGGAACAAUGAAUUGGAAUGGAUAUUCUUAGAAGUAUUCCUUAGAGAUGAAUGAAAGAUGUUUUAACCUUUCCUCUUUAUGAAUCUUUUUCGUGAGUCUGGAAAGGUGGAGCGUUCAGGAAAAGCUAAUGACGGACCUAUUAAUCCAUCAAAAGCACCAGAGGGGUUUGGAAACGUUUGGAUGGAAAUGUUUGCACCUUUUUCUGGUUUUAUACGGAACUACUAAUGCUUAGUUGUGGAUGUCUGCUGGAAUCACCAUUGUAUUUAUUGAUAUAGAGAAAUGAAUGCAGGGCUGUUGACACAAUCGCUGUGAAUUUAGCUUUUUUUUUUUUUUCUCCCCCGCAAAUAUCCAUAUUUUCUUCUGAAAGUAUUCCGAUCUAAAUGGAAUUAGUUGAGAAAGCCCUUUGUGAAAGGAAUAGACAUGGUACAUGGGAACAGGUUCCUUCACGUUGUUGCAGGUCUUCUCAUGCUUGGGUUGUCUGGGGCAACAAAGAAGGAAACAGUGAAAAACAAUUCAGGAGUGCAGCCAGCAGGACAGUGUGGAACCUGGGUAAAAGAACCAGAGGGUGGCCUCUUCACCUCACCAAAUUACCCAAACAAAUAUCCUCCAGAGCGAGAAUGCAUAUACAUCAUUGAAGCUCCCCCGAGACAAUGCAUUGAUCUUUUCUUUGAUGAAAAGUAUUCAAUCGAGCCUUCAUGGGAAUGUAAAUUUGACCAUAUUGAAGUCCGAGAUGGGCCCUUUGGCUUUUCUCCAAUAAUUGGACGCUACUGCGGCCAACAGAACCCUCCAUAUAUCAGAUCGAGCGGCCGUUACCUAUGGAUAAAAUUUGUUGCGGAUGGCGAAUUGGAAGCGAUGGGAUUUUCUGCAAGCUACAAUUUCACAGCAGAUCCUGACUUUAAAGACAUAGGAGUCCCCAAACCUCUUCCCUUUUGUGAAUUUGAGAUGGGAGGACCGGAAGGCAUCAUUGAAUCACAGCAGAUCACCAAAGACGGCAAAGCCUUGCAGACCGAGGCAGUGGACUGCAAGUGGUACAUCCGUGCCCCUCCUCGCUCCAAGAUCUACUUGCGUAUCCUAGACUACGAGAUGCAGAACUCCAAUGAGUGUAAACGUAAUUUUGUGGCAGUGUACGACGGCAGCAGCUCGGUGGAAGACCUGAGGAAUAAAUUCUGCAGCACGGUGGCCAACGACAUCAUGCUGGUGUCCGCGCUGGGCGUGGUCCGCAUGUGGGCCGACGAGGGCAGCCGAAAGAGCCGCUUCCGGAUACUCUUCACUACUUUCCAAGAGCCUCCCUGUGAGGCAGAUACUUUCUUUUGCCACAGUAACAUGUGUAUCAACAACACACUGGUGUGCAACGGAGUCCAGAACUGCGUCUACCCUUGGGACGAAAACCACUGCAAAGAAAAGCGGAAAGCCAACAUCCUGGACAACCUCAACAACACCAACGGCACCAUCAUCGGCGUAACCUGCUGCAUUGUACUGAUCCUACUCGUCAUAUCGGUGAUCGUCCAAAUCAAGCAGCCGCGGAAGAAGUACAUCCUGAGGCGGGAGGACUAUGACCCCACCAUGUUCCAGGAGGUGUUCCAGGAGCCGCCGCAUUACGAGCUCUGCACCCUCCGCAGCGGGGCAGCCACCUCCGCGGACCUGGCCGAGCUGGCCGAGGACUUUGAGAGCUACCACAAGCUCCGGUGCGCCUCCUCGCGCUGCGUCCAUGAGCAUCACUGCGGCUCCUCGCAGCUGUCCAGCAACAAGGGCAGCCGCACCAACCUGAGCGCCCGUGAGGCGACGGCCGCCAUCCUGACAGACCUCCCACCGCAGCCCAUGCGGACGCUUCCUCCCCAAACCAACCGCAGGAACAUUCUGGUAAUGAGACACACCUAUUCACAAGAAGCCGCGGAUGCCUGUGACCUGGACGAUGACCUGGAGGAAGUGCCCACCACCAGCCACAGGCUGUCCAGACACGAGAAAGCAGUGCAGCGGUUCUGCCUCAUUGGGUCUCUAAACAAACAUGAAUCUGAGUACAACACAACUAGGGUGUAACAGACAAUCCGAAGACUUCUUGAAAAUAGUGCAAUCCUGGAUCAGUACGAAUGGGCUUCAAUGAAAUAUGAAAAUGUGGACUGGAGAUAUACACCAGCAUGAUAAUAACAUGGACAUUUCAAAGCUAAAUUUAUCAAAACAUCUUGCAGAUGUAAAGGAGGACGUGGAUUCGGUAACAAAGGAAGUGACCGUGAUGAAAUCGCUUUAACGUGUAGUUCCUUAUUUAGGCACAGUGCCUUUUUUAAGGUUACUUAUUUAGGAUUCCAGAACAUUACAUGGAAGUUUGUUGAUUUAUGUGUAUAGAGGUGAAUUGCAUGCAUUUUAUUGCCCUGCUUUGCCACCAAAAGUUGUCGUUUUGACUUUUAGCAAAAGCUCUCUAUCCACAUAUUUGUCAGUCACUUUAAUGUUAUGAUUUGCAUACAUGUUUUUUUCUCACUUUUAAAGUGAGGGACUGUGCAUUUAGGUACAGCAUCAAACCCAAGUCUAAUUUAUUGUAAAUAGGUUUAAAGUUAUUAAUAUAUAUUUUAUUAAUAUAUAUUUAUUAUUUUAUAUAUAUAUACACAGUUCAUCUGGAUUGAGUCUGUCUCAGUUUGUUCUGUUUCUUCAUGUUAUUCCAGACAGACUGAAUGAUGGUGAGAUCAGAUCUCUGUGUGGAGCACUGGCUGUUGUCAGACUCCUUGUGCACACAAAAAUCUCACUAGAUUAUUACAUUUAAUAGCAAAAAUAAUGUUUGGAAAUUUAAACUGAUAUUUCCUACUGACACACUCCAGCGAAACAUAGAAAAAACUGACUUAAAACCAUUUUUUGUUGGUGAAAAUACUAGUGGCCUAAGACUUGCAUAUAAUAAAUGUAUAUAAUAAAUGGAAUGACAUUAAGCCCUUUUCCUCCCCUAGUUUACGAUCUGCAUGCUAAUCCUAUUCAAUAACAUAAUUCAAUAUGAAAUCUAUGAAUUAAAUUAAAAUAAUUAGGAAUAUUCCUUUACAUAAAUAAUUUUUGAAAUACUGUAAACUCUUUCAGAUGAUUUUGUUUAGGAAAUAUGCAGUAAGUUAACAGUUGCUAUUUUAGUAGCACACAGCACACUUUGUAUGUUAAUGGUGUUCAAACUUUUGUAGAUGAUUUGUUCGACAGCUGAAUCACCAAUACAAGCAGAGUUUAUGAUAUGACAUUAAUUAUAAAUCUUAUGUUUGCUUUUCAUGCUUUUGUGUGAUCCAUUAACCUGCGGUGAAUAUCAGAUGUGAUAUCAACAGAAUGUUAUAAAACCUCAAAUACAAGACAUGAAAACACCUCUCUCUCACACACAAACACACACACACACACAAACACAGAUACACAAUAUAUGUCAAAUGUCCCUGUUUUAUCAAGCUACAUUUUUAAACUAAAGUUACCAUACUAAUUCAAAUGAAUUGUCAGUGUUUUUGCCCAUUGUCUUGACAUUUUUGUUUUAGAAUCGAAACUAUAACAACAAGUAAAAAAUAAAUGCUUUUAAUUAAUGAGUGAAUUUACAUUAUGGGUGAAUUUACGCUUUCUUGUUAU